CGGCAGCCUCCUGGGCCGAGGCUCCUCGCGGGCCACGCCCCCCGGCCCCUCCGGGGGCCCACGCGCAACGGAGGGGUGGAGUCUCCCUCGUGACCUUUCACCCCAGCAUGGCUGCGCCCUUGGGACCGGUGAAGUUCUGGCGACCCGGUACAGAGGGACCAGGUGUCAGCAUCUCUGAAGAGAGACAGAGUCUGGCUGAAGACUCUGCACCACCCGUUGUCUACAAUCCCUACGCUGCCCUUUCUAUAGAGCAGCAGAGGCAGAAGCUGCCGGUGUUCAAGCUUAGGAAUCAUAUAUUAUACUUGGUAGAAAACUAUCAGACAGUGGUGAUUGUUGGAGAGACGGGAUGUGGGAAAAGCACGCAGAUCCCACAAUACCUUGCAGAAGCGGGCUGGACUGCCGAAGGAAGAGUGGUGGGAGUGACCCAGCCUCGAAGAGUGGCUGCUGUUACAGUUGCAGGGAGAGUAGCCGAGGAAAGGGGUGCAGUGCUGGGCCACGAGGUGGGCUACUGCAUCCGCUUUGACGACUGCACUGACCCACUGGCCACGAGAAUCAAGUUCCUGACUGAUGGAAUGUUGGUCAGGGAAAUGAUGGUUGAUCCAUUGUUAACAAAAUAUAGUGCCAUCAUGCUGGAUGAAGCCCACGAGAGGACCUUGUACACAGACAUUGCCAUUGGCUUGCUGAAAAAGAUUCAGAGAAAGCGAGGGGAUCUUCGAUUGAUUGUAGCUUCAGCCACUCUGGAUGCAGAGAAAUUUCGGGAUUUCUUUAAUCAGAAUGAAACCAAUGACCCAACGAGGGAUACUUGUGUGAUCCUUACAGUAGAAGGGCGAACAUUUCCAGUGGAUAUCUUUUAUCUACAAAGUCCUGUUCCAGAUUAUAUCAAAUCAACUGUAGAAACUGUGAUGAAAAUUCACCAGACAGAGGGAGAUGGAGACAUACUAGCAUUUCUGACUGGACAGGAAGAGGUGGAGACUGUCGUGUCUAUGCUGAUUGAGCAGGCUCGGGCGCUGGGUCGAACUGGGAUGAAGAGACACCUCCGGGUUCUCCCCAUGUACGCAGGACUACCUUCCUUUGAGCAAAUGAAAGUGUUUGAAAGGGUGUCCCGCAGCGUCAGAAAGGUGAUAGUGGCCACCAAUGUGGCCGAAACCUCCAUUACAAUCAGUGGGAUUGUGUAUGUGAUUGACUGUGGCUUUGUGAAACUCCGAGCCUACAAUCCCAGGACGGCCAUUGAGUGCUUGGUGGUGGUCCCGGUGUCCCAGGCAUCAGCCAAUCAGCGCGCAGGACGUGGUGGCCGCAGCCGCUCUGGAAAAUGUUACCGCCUUUAUACAGAGGAAGCCUUUGACAAGCUGCCUCAGUGCACCGUCCCUGAGAUGCAGCGUAGCAAUCUGGCGCCUGUCAUCCUACAGCUGAAAGCGCUAGGGAUCGACAACGUCCUCAGGUUCCACUUCAUGUCGCCCCCCCCAGCCCAGUCGAUGGUUCAAGCGUUGGAGUUACUCUAUGCUCUGGGAGGUCUGGACAAAGACUGUCGCCUAACUGAACCGCUUGGCAUGAGAAUCGCAGAGUUUCCUUUGAAUCCCAUGUUUGCAAAAAUGCUGCUUGAAUCAGGAAAUUUUGGCUGUUCUCAGGAAAUUCUAAGCAUUGCAGCUAUGAUGCAAAUCCAGAAUAUCUUUGUGGUCCCCUCAAACCAGAAGUCUCAGGCAAUUCGAGUGCACCGAAAGUUUGCUGUGGAGGAGGGUGAUCAUCUCACUAUGCUCAAUGUGUACGAAGCAUUUAUCAAACACAAUAAAAACUCUCAGUGGUGUCAGGAACAUUUCCUGAAUUACAAGGGUCUUGUCAGAGCGGCGACAGUGCGAGAGCAGUUGAAGAAGCUUCUUGUCAAGUUUCAAGUGCCCAAGAAAUCUAGCGAAGGUGAUCCGGAUCCAGUCCUGAGGUGCAUUGUUUCAGGAUUCUUCGCAAAUGCAGCAAGGUUUCAUUCUACUGGAGCUUAUAGGACUAUCCGUGACGAUCAUGAAUUACAUAUCCACCCUGCCUCGGUCCUCUAUGCAGAGAAGCCGCCUCGCUGGGUUAUCUACAACGAAGUUAUACAGACCUCCAAAUAUUACAUGAGAGACGUGACGGCCAUCGAAUCCGCGUGGCUGUUGGAGCUGGCUCCACACUUCUAUCAACAAGGAACGCACCUGUCCCUCAAAGCCAAAAGGGCCAAGGUCCAGGACCAGUGAGCGGAGCUCAGCUGCCGCCGCAGGGGACUUGGAGCCCUCUCCUCCACACUGGGGUCCCCCGGCCCUGGGCGGCGAGCUGGCCUCGGCUCACGUGGAGUCUUCCACUGCUCUGAAGUGGGCCGCAGCCCGUUUGUUAGCCCCUUCCUUCCCGCUCCCCUCGGCAUCUGCGUUCCUUGCUGGGAUCCCGGGGGCGUUCGUGCAUGAGCGGGCACCCCGCUGCGCUGCACCCAGGCACAGUGGGAGUGGGCAGGGCCGUGCUCUCUGCUCAUGCAGUGCCCCCACCGACCCAGCAUGCCACUUCUGACCGGCGCCCGGUUCUGGCCCAGCUUCGUCCUGGGGCACGGGGAAGAAAGCUGGCCACGGCGGGCUGGAGCGCUGGGCAGGGUGCACGGGGAGGUGUGCGGAGCUGCCUUGGCUUUCCCUGGCCGGGCCCCGGCUGUGCUGCUGGGUGUGAUCGAGCGUGUGUCUGCGGACGGGUGAGACGGCCCCGCAGUGUCCGCCGCAUCUCUGAGGGGCGUGGCUGGCCGGCGCAGGGGCUCCCAGACCAAGCAGCUUCGGUUUUCCCUCUGCGCCGUGACCCUGCCUGUCUGUGGCAGGAGACUCUCGAGGGUUGGUGACGACAGACACUGUUCUUUGUUGGCUCUCACAAGUGGGCUUAGCUUUCUCUGCGUGUCUGACCCCACGGCCCGCCCCCGCCACAGGCAGAGCACUAGUGAGCUCAGGUGUUCACACCCUGGCGGGAGCCCUCUACCGCAGGAAUUCACAACAGUUUAGAGGCGCUAAGCUUCUGUAGCUCAGGAACAUAACUUGUAUAUUUGUUUUUUGUUUCUUUGCUCGGGAUCGGCAAGAACCCGGGGCGGCCCUCCCAGCAGGCCCUGGUUCUGUCGUCGCCCCAGGGCUUCUUCGUUGGGAUGGCGAUUGCCUUUCAACACGUGACCAAUGCAGGUUUCUCCCCUUACUGUUUCAGUGACCUUUAUUUCAAAAACACGUGGCUUGAAACUUUACUUUUGUACUGAUCUUAGUUUGGAUGUGCCACUUUUGGCACCAAACACGUAUGUCAUUUUUAUUUCCAUUUUGUAAACCUGUAAAUAAUAGUGGUAACUUGUUAAUAAUCGUAAACCUUUGUACCUCAAGUAAAUGUGUUCCCUCCCGCC
Molecule: messenger RNA, 3373 nt
Organism: Leptonychotes weddellii (Weddell seal)
Lineage: Eukaryota; Metazoa; Chordata; Mammalia; Carnivora; Phocidae
Gene: DHX35
Product: DEAH-box helicase 35
Cellular component (GO): catalytic step 2 spliceosome; intracellular anatomical structure
Molecular function (GO): RNA binding; helicase activity
Source: RefSeq, a predicted model, not a curated record